AUGGUGAUAAUCAACUCCAACAGUGGCCGAAUCUGCAAUUCCCCGACACCGGAAAACCCAGUGGAGCCAAGCUCAGGAGCAAGUAUGGAAGACACCGCUGAUGAGAAUGUUGCGGACAAUGUAAUAUCAUUGGAAGAGCAAACGUUAGGAAAAAAUGAUCCGAUGGUGCCGAAGGUGGGAAUGACGUUCAAUGAAGAAAAAGAAUUGUGGGACUUUUAUAAAGGAUAUGCGUAUUAUGUUGGGUUUCCAGUUAGGAGAAGGAAUUCAAAAAAAGGGGAUGAUGGGAAAAUGAAAUAUGUCACCUUCACAUGUAGCCGUGAAGAUUAUCAUGGGAUCUGGAGAAUUAACAAAGUCCACCUCGACCACAAACAUAAAACAAGUCCUUCGAAGUCGAGGUUGUAUCGUUUUAAUUGGGAGUUGAGUUCACAUGUGAAACAGAAGCUUGAAGUAAAUGAUAUGGUAGGAAUUCCAUUGCAUAAAAGCUACAACUCCGUAGUUGUUGAAGCAGGUGGAUAUGAAAAUAUUACUUGCGUGGAAAAGGAUUGUAGAAAUUAUGUUGAACAAGUGAAACGAUUAAGGCUUGGGGAAGGAGAUGCCGCAGCAAUACAGCCCUACUUUUCCAGGAUGCAAGCUCAUUGCUCGGGAUUCUACUUCAGCAUAGAUUUGGAAGAUGAGUCUCGUUUGAGAAAUGUAUUUUGGGCAGAUAAUAGGUGUCGGGAAGCAUACAAAGAAUUCGGCGACGUUGUCACAUUUGACACCACUUACUUAACUAACAAGUACGAUAUGCCUUUCGUCCCUUUUGUUGGAGUUAAUCAUCACGGACAAUCAACAUUACUCGGUUGUGGUUUGUUGUCAAAUGAGGACACGAAUACCUUUGUGUGGCUAUUUAGGACGUGGCUUCAGUGUAUGUAUGGAAAAGCUCCCCACAGAAUCAUUACUAAUUAA
Messenger RNA from Olea europaea var. sylvestris, 945 nucleotides. RefSeq names its product protein FAR-RED IMPAIRED RESPONSE 1-like. Bases 1 to 945 code for a protein of 314 amino acids. The record is from RefSeq and is a predicted model, not a curated record. The transcript has 3 exons. Lineage: Eukaryota; Viridiplantae; Streptophyta; Magnoliopsida; Lamiales; Oleaceae.